AUGUCUCAACAACACUACCCUCCGCCACCCAUGACAGCCUUUGCACAAUCCCAGAACCCAACAGUUGCGGCUCCCACCCCCUACUAUGCACCCCCGCCAGGGCAACCGCCUCAAAAUGGAGGAUAUCCCUCGCCCACUCCACCGGUAGGCAACCCACAAAUUCAUCGACACACCCCUAGUGGGGGAUAUGCAGCCCCUCCAAUUGGGGUAUAUGCAGCUCCCCCGAAGUCAGUGAGCCCACCUCAGGAUCCAAUCACCAGGCACAAUAAUGCUGCUUUCGAACAAAAUCAAGUUCUUGGAAUGCAAAAAAUGCCCGGAGGAGCCCCGGCAUAUGGAGAAUUUAGUGGAGCAAAGGAAACCAACCAAGAUGAUACUGGGGUUUUCAACGGCGGAAGUUUCAGGAUCAGCCACCGAGAUACCAACUCUGUUUUGACAGUGCAACUGGCAAUGGGUUGUCCUUUGACUAUGAGACCUGACACAGAUGUGCUCUGGUUGCUAUCUUCGGUCGAAUUAUGUGUUGAGGAGGAACUAAUCUGGCUUGAUUUCUUAGGUGCGAUGAUUGCAAUGUCUCCAACGCUUACAUUGAGAGGAAACGUCUCGUUUUCAUGGAAGAAACUCAUCAUUGGGGGCAGUAUGACCAUGUCCCAUUACACCGGUCCCGGUGAACUCCUGGUGGCACCUUCAAUGUUGGGAGAUAUCAUGGUUAUUCGGAUGGAGGAACCGGAUGAAUGGAAAAUCGGACGUGACGCCUUCCUUGGACAUACCGCUGGUAUCGAACAUAAGUACCAGGCCCAAGGUUUAUCCAAAGGUGUUUUCUCCGGGGAGGGACUUUUCGUCUACAAGAUAACAGGAACCGGACUACUUUGGGUCCAGAGCUUUGGUGCAAUCAUCCAGAAAGACCUUCGCGAAGACGAGUCAUACUUCGUCGAUAAUGGCCAUCUUGUGGCGUGGAACUGCAAGUACAAGAUGGAGCGUGUGGCCUCUGGCGGUAUCAUCUCCGGUAUUACCUCUGGAGAGGGUCUUGCGUGUAGGUUUACGGGGCCUGGAACUGUUUAUCUACAGACCAGAAACCUGAAUGCCUUCGCUGCCCAGAUGAAAAUGAGCACUGGAGGUGCUUGA
Penicillium robsamsonii is the source of this 1119-nucleotide messenger RNA. RefSeq names its product AIM24 family protein. The transcript has 4 exons. The coding region runs from base 1 to 1119 and encodes 372 amino acids. The record is from RefSeq and is a predicted model, not a curated record. Lineage: Eukaryota; Fungi; Ascomycota; Eurotiomycetes; Eurotiales; Aspergillaceae.